This is a messenger RNA of Strongyloides ratti, 543 nucleotides long. Its product is annotated as Histidine triad nucleotide-binding protein 3. The coding region runs from base 1 to 543 and encodes 180 amino acids. NCBI's taxonomy places the organism in Eukaryota, Metazoa, Nematoda, Chromadorea, Rhabditida, Strongyloididae. The transcript has 2 exons. Gene Ontology annotation, molecular function: catalytic activity. The record is from RefSeq and is a predicted model, not a curated record.
AUGGAUACUAACAAAGAAUGUAUUUUUUGUGAUCUUCUUCAAACAAAAAAAGAAGUUAUUUUGAGGGAAAAUGAUGAUUUGGCUAUAAUAAAAGAUAUUAAACCACAUGCAAAACAUCAUUAUUUGGUAUUAUCAAAAAGACAUAUUGGUAAAAUUGGCGAUGUCAGUCCUUCUGACAUUGAUUUAAUCAAACAAAUGGAAUCUAUUGGAAGAGAAUUUCUUCGUUUAGCAUUAAAAUCUAAGGGUGAAGCAGAUAUUGUUGAAGAUAUGUUAAGAAUUGGGUUUCAUCAAUGGCCGUUACUAUCAGUUAAACAUUUACAUAUGCAUAUUCUCUAUCCAAUUAGUAGUAUGAAUAUAGCGACAAAACAUGUCUUAUAUAAACCUGGACGUUUUUUUAAACCUGUAACUGAAGUUUUGUUAGAAAUGCAGAAUGAAUUAUUAAAAAGUGAUAAUACAAGUCCUGCUGCUAAAGAAAUGAAAGCACAACAUAAAGCUAGUGUAAACCCUGAUGAGCUUGCUGAAGCUAUUACGGGAAAAGAUUAA